CCCGAGUGGAGCCAUGGAGGUGGAGUUUACCAACGAAGCCAGCUUGCGGCCCUGGGACUGCUCUGCCGGCUGGUGUUUCAGUCGAGGCAGAUCGCGUUGCACCCUGGCUGGAGAGGCCUUAUCCACUCAUCAGUUGCCAACAAGGGGCCUUGGGCGGGUUGCUUAUCAAGACGGGCGUUGGCUCCUUUGGCUCUGUGCUCAGCCCUCUGACGAGAUGUGUCCCAGUGAGUUAUCGGCGAGGACGGCUCGGGAGGGGAACGCAGCACCCCAUGCUGCCCAGCAGGAGAGUGCCCUGCAAAGCGACUGAGCGUAGAUCCCCCGCCGGCUCCCCGCACCCUACCGCUGCUAGCUGGGCCCACAGAGCUUUAUGCAUUCGUAUUGCACAGCAGCAGUAUGAUUGUUCUGCUUUGCUCGGGGCCGAGCGGCCUGUGCGCUCCCAUCAAGCAGUCCAAGCCCUGCCCCUGGAGCUGGGUCAAAUCGUGCUGCCGUUUGGGAAGCAGGGCAGUCCAGGCUCAGGCACCGGCCCGGGACUCGGGAGACCUGGGUUCCAGGCCUGGCUCUGCUGGUGACCUGCUUUCCCAAAGUCCAGUGGGCUGCCACUCCCCGUAGAGGAUCCAGGGAUCUCGUGUCUGCUCAGAGGCAACGCGUGGGCACCAGGCAGUGCAUGGGAGACCUGGGAUCCAAUUCCAGCGUCUUGCCCCCCAGGCUGGGAGAGAAGGACUCAUUCUCCUCUCAUGUGGCAAAUGCCAUGACUCAUGCUGACGGUUGGGGGGUUCUGCCGCUGGCCAGGCCCUGCUCAGAGCGGAGCAGCUGCUUGUGCCUGCAGCCCCAGGGCUGCUCUGCUCUGCUCUGGGGCACGCUGCAGUAUUUUCACGCCGACCCCCGUGCGCCAGCUUGCAUUUUGCUUUCCAGAAUUUAACUUGGGUGUGGUCGUAUAAGCAGCUCCCUUCUCCAAGCCAGGCCUGAGGCUGAAGCGCUGCCGUCUGGGCCCUCGAAAGGGGAAAUCCACAAGGCCUUUAGCCCAUUAAAUCACAGCCAACCCUGCUAAGGCCACUCUGCCCAGCUCCCGCAGUGGCCAGAUGUCAGCUUCCAAGGGAAUAAUGGACGCUGUUGAGUUCAGUGCCGCCCAAAUCUCCUCUGGAAGGUGGCUAAGACGGGCCUGGCGGGUGCUUCCACCCCAGGAGAAGCAGAGCCGGGAAGCCUGACGCCUGCGGGAGGUGCACACAGAGAGACCAGAGAGGGAGCAGAGGUGCAGUCAGCCCUCCAGCUGUGAUCUACGGUUAAAUAAAGGUUCGGCCAGUGGCCGGGGGUGGACGCGGGAAGGCGCUACGUGCUGUGUUCCAGUGGCUGUUAAUAGAGGCGAAACCAAAAAUCCCAGCCCGGGCAAUGUAAUCCCAGGCUGGAUUUUCCCUGUCGUAUUCAAGAGAAAACCUGGGCUGGCAGGUGGGGAGUGGGAAAAGUCCUUAAGCACCUGGCGAACUCUAAACAGCUGCGCUUGCACCUUCGACGGCCUGGCAGUUGAGGCCCAAGUCAGGGCCCCAGGAGAUCUGGCUUCUAGUCCCUGCUCUGCUGCUGACUCUCUGGGUCCUUGAGCAACUCCCUUCACCCCGUUUGUCUGUUUAGACGGGAAGCUGUGCAGGGCAGACUGUGUCUGUGCAGCACAACGGGGCCCUGAUCUCCGCCCGAGCCCCAGAGGAGCUGUAAUAUAAAGACUCUCGCGUGAUUACGUCUCCUGCCUCUCAGAUGUGCACGGCGCUUUACGAACAUGCAGGACCCAGCGACUCCCUGGCCUGAAAAUCUUCCAGCAGGGACGAGGAUAGAAAAGGAUCGGUUCCUCCAGAGAGGAACAUGUGUUCUCUAGGGCCAGUGAGCGAAGCGUGGAGCUCGCUUUUCGGGUGAGAACCAGAAACCCUCCCAGCAGCCUGCCAGGUGACUGAGGCUCAUAGCGUUUAAAGAUCUCCUGGAGCAACGUAGCACUUUUCAUGUUGUUUUGAUCGGGGCGAAUCUGUGCUCCUUUCCUUUGUUAAUUGCAGGGGAAAAUGUUAAGGGAGUGAAGCCAGGGAGGGGCUGCCAAUGUCGGUGAAAUGGGAUGGUAAAGAUCGAACCCCCCCACUGCUCGCAAAGUGGGCAUGGGGCAGCCAAUGGGGCGGUAAGCACCGCACUCCAGCAAAGUAUGCGGGGGAAGGACAAAAAUCACUGGUGUUCUUUGCAACAGCGCAGGGAUACUGCAGCCCGGCUAGACUGUAAAAUGCUGAAAUGAGGGGACAAGCCAUCCCUGUGGAAGGUCACAGACAUCACUGCAGAGCCACCGGGGCACAUUGGGCCCAAUCUUUCCAAUUCUUCUGCAGGCUCUUGUGUUCCGCGGUUCAGUCCGAAGGCUCAAAAUACAAGGCAGCCCUGGUCUGCGGGGCUGUAACCUGCUGGAGGCGUGGCAGGGGGCAGUCUCUUCUGGGGGAUCUAUAGCUCGGCGCUCACCUACCCCCUCCCGCCGUUUCCGGCCGCCUAUCGAUUCUCUCGGCGCUCGUUGGGAAACCGCAGCGCAGGCGCAGUAGCUGCCGGUGCCGCCAUUGCUGUCUUGGGAGAGAGAAGCCGGUGCAGGAGCCACCUGAGUUGCAGUUUGUAAAGAUGGAGUUUCAAGCAGUGGUGAUGGCAGCUGGUGGGGGAUCCCGAAUGAUGGACCUAACUUCCAGCAUCCCUAAGCCCCUCCUGCCAGUAGGCAACAAACCUUUAAUCUGGUACCCAUUAAAUUUGUUAGAGCGAACUGGAUUUGAAGAGGUCAUUGUGGUUACAACCAAAGAAGUCCAGAAGUUGCUAAAUCUAGACACAAAGAUGAAAUUAGAUAUAGUGUGUAUCCCUGAUGAUGCAGACAUGGGUACUGCAGACUCACUAAGGCAUAUUCAUCAGAAAAUUAAGACUGAUGUCUUGGUACUGAGCUGUGAUCUGAUCACAGAUGUUGCUUUACAUGAGGUGGUGGAUCUGUUUCGAGCUCAUGACGCGACACUCUCCAUGUUGAUGAAAAAAGCUCAUGAACCCACAGAAAUGGUACCAGGACAGAAAGGGAAGAAAAAGCCAGUGGAGCAGCGCGACUUCAUUGGAGUGGAUGACACAGGAAAGCGGUUGCUCUUCAUGGCUAAUGAAGCUGACUUGGAUGAAGAACUUGUCAUUAAGAGAUCCCUCCUUCAGAAGCAUCCUCGAAUGCACAUCAGGACAGCGCUGGCGGAUGCCCAUCUAUACUGCCUGAAGAAGUACGUGGUGGACUUCCUUGCCGAAAAUAGGUCAUUAACAUCUAUCCGAAGUGAACUGAUUCCGUAUCUAGUUAGGAAACAGUUCUCCUCUCCUGCAUCCUUACGACAAGGACAGGACAGCAAAGAGCAGGAUCAAAAGAAGGAUCAAAAGUCAUUAGACAUCUACAGUUAUGUGAAGGGUGAUAGCUUGCUGGAAUUUGCCCCAGAUAAAUCAUGUUGGAAUGAUCACAGCGGAGAUCUGAAUGGAGGACAAGUGCGUUGCUACGUCCAUAUCAUGAAAGAGGGGCUCUGUUACCGAGUGAACACUCUUGGGUUAUACAUUGAAGCAAACAGACAGGUUCCUAAGCUGUUACCUGCUCUUCUGUGUCCAGAAGAACCAUUGGUUCACGUGUCCGCUCAAGUCACUGACAGAAGCCUGGUUGGAUCUGACAGCAUCAUUGGUUCAUCCACGCAGGUUGGAGAGAAGACAUCCAUUAAACACUCCAUCAUUGGCUCCACAUGCACCAUAAAAGACAGAGUUAAAAUAACUAACUGCAUCAUCAUGAACUCUGUCACAAUUGAGGAAGGGUGCAGCCUCCAGAGCUGCCUCAUUUGUCAUAACGCCGUGAUAGAGAAAGGAGCUGACCUCAGGGACUGUUUGAUUGGAAGCAGCCAGCGUCUGGAACCCAAAUCCAAACACAUUAACGAAGUCAUUGUGGGCAGCGAACAGCUGAUGGAAAUCUAACAUGCCGGUUGUAAAGAUGCCUUCAAGGAAGCCAGAGUCCGCACCUUCGGAAGACCCUUCGUCUGGAGCGGGCCUGGCAGAGCUUACAGUGUCAUCGCUCCUUUCCCAUGCAACUUUGUAUUUAUGUCUCAAUAAAGAAGCAUUUCCCGA
Molecule: messenger RNA, 4119 nt
Organism: Chelonia mydas (Green sea turtle)
Lineage: Eukaryota; Metazoa; Chordata; Testudines; Cheloniidae
Gene: EIF2B3
Product: eukaryotic translation initiation factor 2B subunit gamma
Exons: 13
Coding region: 2626-3969 (447 amino acids)
Biological process (GO): cytoplasmic translational initiation; biosynthetic process
Cellular component (GO): guanyl-nucleotide exchange factor complex; eukaryotic translation initiation factor 2B complex
Molecular function (GO): translation initiation factor activity; guanyl-nucleotide exchange factor activity
Source: RefSeq, a predicted model, not a curated record